AUGGCUGCAUAUUUUGGAUUUUCUGUAGCUGCCACUGACAUUAAUGGGGAUGAUUAUGCAGAUGUGUUCAUUGGAGCUCCUCUGUUCAUGGACCGAGGCUCUGAUGGAAAACUCCAAGAGGUGGGCCAGGUCUCGGUGUGCCUGCAGAGAGCAUCAGGAGACUUCCAGACCACGAAGCUGAAUGGAUUUGAGGUUUUCGCCAGGUUUGGAAGUGCUAUAGCUCCUCUGGGAGACCUGGACCAGGAUGGCUUUAAUGAUAUCGCAAUUGCUGCUCCCUAUGGCGGCACAGAUAAGAAGGGGCUGGUUUACAUCUUCAAUGGACGGUCAACAGGCUUGAACUCGGUGCCAUCUCAGAUCCUUGAGGGCCAGUGGGCUGCUCAGGGCAUGCCUCCAAGCUUCGGCUACUCAAUGAAGGGAGCUACAGAUGUAGACAGAAAUGGAUAUCCAGAUUUGGUUGUAGGAGCUUUUGGUGUCGAUCGAGCUGUCUUAUACAGAGCCAGACCCGUUGUCA
Molecule: messenger RNA, 511 nt
Organism: Psammomys obesus (fat sand rat)
Lineage: Eukaryota; Metazoa; Chordata; Mammalia; Rodentia; Muridae
Product: integrin alpha-V-like
Biological process (GO): angiogenesis; integrin-mediated signaling pathway; cell adhesion mediated by integrin
Cellular component (GO): external side of plasma membrane; integrin complex
Molecular function (GO): integrin binding
Source: RefSeq, a predicted model, not a curated record